CAUGAUCUUAAUCGUAGUUUCGUGGGUUUCUUGCUGUAGAAAUCUCUGUGAAUUCGUCAAGAAAUGUGAUUCAAGAAUCUUGUUUAUGUUUGUUCUUUGAUUUAGGUUUGUGUGAGAAAACAGAACAAUGUAUCCUUGUGGUUACGUUGCUCAAGUCACCAACUUGUCUCCUCAAGCCACUGAGAAAGAUGUUCAUAGGUUCUUCUCUCACUGUGGUAUCGUCGAGCUCGUUGAAAUCACCGGGUAUGAAGGGGAUGCUUUAACGGCUUAUGUAACCUUCAGAGAUGCGUAUGCUCUAGAUAUGGCCGUGUUGCUUAGCGGAGCUACCAUCGUUGAUCAAACCGUUUGGAUAUCAGUGUACGGUGUCUAUUUACAUGAAUCUAACAAUCUCAGACAAGAAGAAGAUUAUACUGUAACGGCGACUCGUUCAGACGCAUUUGCUUCAUCCCCUGGAGAGGCAGUAACCGUGGCUCAACAAGUUGUAAAGACGAUGUUAGCUAAAGGCUACGUUUUAAGCAAAGACGCCAUCAGUAAAGCCAAAGCUUUGGAUGAGUCUCAGAGAUUCUCAAGCUUGGUAGCGACCAAAUUGGCAGAGAUCAGCCAUUACCUUGGCCUCACACAGAACAUUCAGUCGAGUAUGGAAGUCGUGAGAUCAGCGGACGAGAAGUAUCAUUUCUCGGAUUUCACAAAAUCCGCGGUUCUUGUCACGGGAACAGCUGCUGUAGCCGCAGCCACCAUUACAGGGAAAGUGGCUGCAGCUGCAGCUACUAGUGUGGUCAACAGUCGAUACUUUGCUAAUGGGGCUUUAUGGUUCUCAGAUGCUUUGGGCCGGGCUGCUAAAGCAGCGGCCCAUAUGGCUGGAGGAGGAAGCGAUUAAUGUAAAUCGUCUUUGGGCUUCGUUGGAAAAAACACAAAUAAAUGUCUAUAUGUGAGGUUUUAAGGCAUAAAGGUGUUGGGGAAAGAAAAAAACUAUCAUGUAGAUAUGAUUAGUAACGUUACAUGUUGAUCCCUGUAUGUUGAGAAAAUAGACAGAAAUUAUAAAAUACUUUAUUACAU
Molecule: messenger RNA, 1056 nt
Organism: Arabidopsis arenosa
Lineage: Eukaryota; Viridiplantae; Streptophyta; Magnoliopsida; Brassicales; Brassicaceae
Source: the annotation of a GenBank genome assembly